Molecule: messenger RNA, 1590 nt
Organism: Photinus pyralis (common eastern firefly)
Lineage: Eukaryota; Metazoa; Arthropoda; Insecta; Coleoptera; Lampyridae
Exons: 5
Coding region: 157-1353 (398 amino acids)
Source: RefSeq, a predicted model, not a curated record
GCGGGCGCCUCACCAGUCGGCAGUCGCCGUCGAACGGUAAAGAGGAUUGUGUGUUGAUGUUAUGGUCACUCGUCAUCGUGCUACGAACAGGUUGAGCUAAAUGCCCCAAAGUGUAAUUGUGAGUAGAAAAUUAUCUCGCCUCGCGUAAAUAAUAAAAUGCAUUUUUCGGCACCCGUGAAUUUGUGUGAAAAGCAGACCUCAAAGUGGCCGCGGCGUUUCAGUUUUACAAACGAUAGUGAAUCAAAACUUAAUUUAAGUGUAUUUAUAAUUUUAAUUACAAUGUUGUCACACACGACAAAUGCAUACAAAAUUGACGAAUCAAUCUCCAUAAACAAACCGAUAUUGCGACGUGAUCCAGCAGGAUGGGUUCAGUUUUCAACAGAAUACGUGCGCUGUUUUUGCAAUCUCCCGUCGUGCGUUGGAACGGCUUACAUGUGCAAGUCCAGUGGGGGCGGUUGUUUUUCCGAACUUCUAGAUCAAAGCAAUCCGACCGCAGCUUUACCAGGUGGCGAUUAUAAGGGAUUACACGGAUGCGUGGAGCUUCUUAGCGACAGAAAUCAAAGGAAAUGGUGUGAAAAUAGUGAUGGCAGCUCAUCGAAGACAAACUACAGAAAAAGAAAUCAAUCGAAAUCUCUCUUACUAUGCUGUUACCAUGAUAUGUGCAACCACGCUGAUAGUCCAGAAACCAAAAUUCUUCUUAAUGAUACGGUCUUAAGUGCCUCGACGAACGAAAGUGACAAUCGGUCAGUUGACACUAUCGGAAUCAAACAAGACACGGCCUUAUAUACUGAUUCUGAAGUAUGGUUUAGAGCAGCAACGAUCGCCGUUCCUAUUUGCGGCGUUGUCAUCUUAUUAGUGCUUAUAAUACUUGCGGUAAAGCUUUUACGUACCGAAUCGCCGAAUAACCCCACGUCCAAUACCAAAUUAGGGUUAUCGCCGUAUUCGUACAACUUAUCGCCCGACAUUAAAAACAAAAACGACGGAACGUUUCGUCAUCACAACGUCAUCGACGCAGAUUUCUUCUCAAAGGACUCCCAUCACAAUCCGGUAUACCUGAACGAGCUCGAGGACGUACGUGUGCAGGGUUACAUUCCCUUACUCAUUCAAGAUGAGAUACGAAACGUUGAGAAGAAUUGUGAUAGAAAGAACGAGACAAACGCAAAGUUAAAUCUGAUGCAGGAAUUGGAGCAGUGUUCCGUCGCCGGAUGUGACAGUUCAAAUGUGGUGUCGGGACAUUUGUUUCACAAAAGUACCGACCUCCAUUUUGGUAGAAAUAUGAUUCUAAAUGGGAGCUUGGAAAGUAGCCAGGAUACGAGUAGUGAGAAGACAUAUUGUAAAGAGUCCAUAUCUUAGAAACCUAAUCGAAAUUAUAGAUACUAUAAGGCUGUGAGUAAAUAAAAAGUUUGUAAUAUUUUUGAGACGACCGUUUUUAGAGAAAGUCGAGUUAUUAUAAGACUUAUUGUAACUUUCCUGGUUACUUUUGUGAUAUAAAUUAAGUAUUUAAUUGUUUGGUGUUAUAUCUUAAAUUUGAUAAUUGUAUAUAUCUAGUAUGUUAAGUGUCGGUAAUAAAAAUAUAAUUUUAUGAUAUGA